AUGAAGCAAGAGCCCUUUGCCGUCGAGCAGUACAUGGACAAAUACGAGACCAGCAUCACCCACAACAUGGGUGAGACCUGUGUCGAGCUGCUCCGCCUCAACGAGGUGUUGACCGCCGACGAAAUGUCGACACUUAUGCAGAAGCAGCUUACUUACGGCGCCAUCCACGGACUGGACGAAUUGACGUCACAGAUCGCUCAGCUCUACCUGAACUUAGACCAAAAGCAAGUGGUGGUGGCGAACGGAGCCAUCGGUGCCAACUUCCUUGGGUUCUAUUCGAUAAUUAACCCUGGAAUGAAGGUGGUGGUGGUCACUCCCACUUACCAACAGCUCGUAAGUGUUCCGGCGAUGUUUGGUGCCACUGUCAGCGAGUACCGCUUGCAAUUUGACCAUAAAUGGCAGCCGCAAUUGGACGCGUUGGAGCAGGCGGUGGCGGCGGACACCGACGUGUUGGUGGUGAACAACCCGAAUAACCCGACCGGUGUAGUAUGGGACGAUGCCACCAUGGAGGCAGUGGUGGCUAUAUGUCGGAAGCAUAAUGUGCUUCUCUAUAGCGACGAAGUAUACCGUCCGUUAUACCAUUCCACCACCAACCCACCGAAGCUGGCCAUUGACUAUGGCUACGACCGUGUGGUGGUGUCGGGGUCGAUGUCCAAAGCCUUCUCGUUGGCUGGUGUCCGUGUGGGGUGGCUAGCAUCACGCUCACCUCUGAUCAUUGAAGACCUUUGGCUUAAACGGGACUAUAACACGAUCCUGGUGCUGAUGGUGGACGACUUCAUUGCUGCCAAAGCAUUGGCCCACCGGGAGGAGAUCUUAAAGAGAAACUACGACAUUUGUCGAAAAAACCUCAAAACUAUCGGCGACAUUAUCGCCAAGCACCACGACUUAGUCGAGUGGGUGGUGCCUACAGGGGGGCUGACGUGUUUUUUGAAAGUGAAAGCCGAUACUGCUCGUCUUGGUCCUGAACUUGCUGAAAAGUACCAAACGCUUGUGGUUCCAGGGGAGACGUUUGGCUACCCUGGCUUCAUCCGAGUAGGGUAUGGCAAUGACCCUAAAGCGAUCGAGGGAGGCCUCCAGCAGUUAGCCAAGGUGUUGAGCGGUGUGGCACUGGCCCAGUAA
Molecule: messenger RNA, 1119 nt
Organism: Diutina rugosa
Lineage: Eukaryota; Fungi; Ascomycota; Pichiomycetes; Serinales; Debaryomycetaceae
Exons: 1
Coding region: 1-1119 (372 amino acids)
Biological process (GO): biosynthetic process
Molecular function (GO): pyridoxal phosphate binding
Source: RefSeq, a predicted model, not a curated record